Acanthopagrus latus (yellowfin seabream) is the source of this 5567-nucleotide messenger RNA. Its product is annotated as homeobox protein Hox-C10a-like. Gene Ontology annotation, cellular component: nucleus. Gene Ontology annotation, biological process: regulation of transcription by RNA polymerase II. Bases 2776 to 3771 code for a protein of 331 amino acids. Gene Ontology annotation, molecular function: RNA polymerase II cis-regulatory region sequence-specific DNA binding; DNA-binding transcription factor activity, RNA polymerase II-specific. The transcript is spliced from 6 exons. NCBI's taxonomy places the organism in Eukaryota, Metazoa, Chordata, Actinopteri, Spariformes, Sparidae. The record is from RefSeq and is a predicted model, not a curated record.
UUCAAUAUUUAUUUCACGUACAUUGAGUGAAUCUCAGCCACGCCAGAGGAUCCGCCUCAGCUUCUGAGCCGCCGCUGGAGGCUACACAUGCAAAUACAGAGGGGUUAUUUAAAGACAUACACUAAUAACACAUCGUGCCCUUGCCUUUGGAAGUGAGUCUGAACUGAACACACACACACACACACACACACACACACACGCACGCACACAUGGACAAACACAAACACAAACAGACAGACGCGAAUGCCCGUCUGGCUCAAACCGAACCUGAGGACACAAGCAUCCCCGCAUAUUUGCGGCUGAAGAUUUCAAAGGACACUUUAUGUUGGUGAAACUCAUUCAUCAUCAUCUAUAACAGGACUUUUGAGUUAUUUGCUCGAGAGCUGGUGACGCGUUGCUAAUCUAAUGAGGCGCUCAAGACAUUCCAGUUAUUUAAAGCGCAGAGCCCUGAUGAGGCAAGUCUUGUGGCGCUGCUCGAACGUCAUUUGUGCCUUAUUUCUACUGAGAGAUCGUGAACAUGACACGUUGGGAGAAAAAUAGGGCAUUAGUUGUAUACGCUUUGGGCCUUUUCGUGGGGAAGAAACUAAACCAUCAGCGUUGAUCUGCAUGUGAUUUAUUUCGUAUUAAAACCUCGCCGGUGAGUCUGCGGGUUUGUUCGGAUGUCCCGAAGCGUCCUGACUGUAGCAGCAAAGCCCAGGCCUUGCCACAACACAACACAUGACACCAAACGAAGGGGGGAUUUUUAUUUUCACUGAAGACAACAUGGAGACUGAGGGAAAAAAACAAAUGCAUCAUGUGGGUUAGAAACUAGCUUCAUUAUAUUCAGGGAAUUCCACGAAAAACGAAUAAAUACCAUACAUUGGGUCGCUCAUUUAAAGCGACAUUAACGUGUCUUCUUCCCUGUACGACAGGAAAUAAUCCAGCUUUUGUUGAUGAAGUUUAUUCCUAGUCACCUAGAUUGAGUAUUAACCACGAUGAAAAAGGCGCACCUCUUUUCAAAGUCACUGUAUUCAUGUGUCGCAAUAGCAGCCUAUAAUAAAGAUGGUUGUCUGGUUUCGGCUGCAGCGCACUAUUUGUUCACGUUGUUGCUACUGAACUAGAUCAGAAUAAUAGUUCUCACUUGGACGUGAUUAUUGUCCAAUAAUUUUUACAAAACACCUGAAUAGUUUUGUGGAAAGAAUUGAGAUAAAUCAACGUUUUUUGAUUAUUAUUUAUAUUAUUAAAGAAACAAUAAAAAAAAUAAUAAAUUAAAUUCGUGCAAAGCCCGCAUCGUUUCGAAAGAGACAUCACAUUCGUACACGCUCUUCUGGCCCAAACCUAGUCUGAGAAUAAAAAAAAACAACAACAAUUAAAAGUAGGCCUGUUAAAUAUUAGAUUUAUAACAUAUCGAAACAACAUGUGAAGCAACAAGCAAGCGUCCUGGAAAUAAUACAGGAUCAUGUUACAAUAGCUCAGGUAUGCAGUCAAUCGUUUAUUAGGCUGUAAGAUGUUUUGUGUCAACAAUAAAACAAAAAAAGGGGGAAAGACAAAUGGAAGAAACACGCGUGUCGUAAUUCCUCUUAACUUUUACACCACAAUAAGAAAUGUCCUCACAAGGCCUGACAGCACCUAACCUACAAAUUCCAGCGUCUAGUUAAUAUUUUGCAGCACAUUUCAAGAUGAGAUUAAACAGCCGGCUUCAUGAGUUCAAGGUCCAGUCUAGUUAAAGUUAACCAACUGGUCUAAUAACAUUUAAUGUGUUCGGGUUUUUUCUUUCUUUUCUUUCUUUCUUUCAUUUUUUUUUUCUUUUUUGAGGAAUGCUGGUUCACAUUAUCCUGGUUCAGGGGAGUCAUUUGAAUGAACACGCAAAUAAAUAUUCUCAGCUCAAAUAAUAAAAUAAAAACACCAGGUUUUCGAAAUGAAACUUUAAAAUGUGUUGCUGCAAAUCUACAAAAGGACGUGAGUAAAAAGGCCUUUGUGAGGGCGUCACAGCGUUGAAUAUCAGCAGGUCAAACACAAAAGCGAACCUCCAAUUUUAAGGCUACUGCGCAACGUCAAGGGUUAAAAACCGCGUCAGUAGUUCGACCAUUUGUCCAGUUUAAACGCCGGUUUUUGUUCUGAUUGUCUUUCGAGCAACACACCUGCUUACAUCUCUUACCUUGCUCUAAAUCGGUGGCAAAAGCAAAGCAAAAUCGGUGAAAACACACACACACACACACACACACACACACACACACACACACACACACACACACACACACACACACACAAACACAAAUAAAACAGACAUAAAAUGCACCCUGUUUCUAUGAGAAGUCCUCCGCGCCUUCCUCUCCACAGCGGCGGCGCCGGGACGAAAAAUAAAUCACACGUUGAUUGCAUUAAUUAUCUGCAGUUCAGAGCCGAAACACAAUUAAAAUACCAAAAAAGCCACGUAGUGAGUGCCCACAGAGAUCCUGCUGCAGCAGCCGUCCUUUGUUCCCUCUGCUGCGGGCCUGAUGUCCUGACCGGCUCGCGGCCGCUCGGUGGCGCUCGUGCUCCACCGAAAAGCCUCCGGAUCUCCCAACUUGACCGCGCUGACGUCACGUCAGUCUGGAGCAUCAAGGCCACUUCCACGCCGCUAUUGGUCUGAAAAUCACAUGACUUGUCUCCCAGCAUCCAUAAUUAUGUUACUGAUAUUUUUUGCACCCCCUUCCAAAAGAUGUCAGCAUCCUACUGUCCUUACUCUCCUGGAGAAAUCCCGUAGUUCAGAGCGGUGGAUCACACCAAGCGAUUACUGUGGUGCCAAAUGCAAAAAUGUCAUGUCCGAAUAACAUAGCGCCCGGUAACUUCCUGAUGGAUUCCUUAAUGGGAGGAUCAUCUUCCUUCAGGGGUGAGGGUUAUUCCAGCAACCCCGGGAUGUACAUCCACACAGCUGCAGAGUACGGAUAUUCAGUGAUGAGAAACAUUGGGAAGGUUGGACCAUCUUCACUCUCCAAAAGAGACGAGCUCCCUCCCGGCGGCGUGCCGCUCAGCGGCUUCCAGGAUGCGUCCUACCUGUCAACACAGCUGGCCACAUGGACCCCAGGCUCCAAAACCAGCAGGGACGAACAACCUGUUGCCCAGUGUUUACAACCCUGCUCGUUUCCAGCGGGCACCGUCAAAGAGGAGGCGUUUUGUUGCCUCUAUCAGGAUGGCAGCAAUAAGGGGAAACAGACAACAGAGGCGGCCACUUACAUCCGGCUCGGAGACAAUAGCUGCCGGCCCGAGCAAUCCGCCGCCUCGUCCAGCGGCUGUUUCCAGGUGUACGACGGGGAGAGGCCGCAGCAGGACGAGUCCCGGCAGUUCCCCUCCGGCUUCUCUCUGACCCACUUGGCGACAUCUGUUGAGUCAGCACCAGAAUCGACAAUAAGUUGCGGCAAAGCGUCGCAGGAGACAGCGAGAGAGUUUUCAAAGACAGAUGAGAGUCAGAGCAGGAAGGAGGAGAAGCCCAAGAGUGACAGCUGUUCAGAUAACUCGGACGGGGAAUCAAAAGAUGAUUUAUCCGCGGAAAAGACAACGGGAAGCUGGUUAAAAGCCAAAAGUGGAAGGAAGAAGCGGUGCCCCUACACAAAGCACCAGACGCUGGAGCUGGAGAAGGAGUUCUUGUUCAACAUGUAUCUGUCUCGGGAGCGCCGCCUGGAGAUCAGCCGGAGUAUCAACCUGACCGACAGACAGGUCAAGAUCUGGUUCCAAAACAGACGCAUGAAGCUGAAGAAGCUGAGCAGGGAGAGUCGAGAGAGGGAGCAGAGUGCAGUUUACAACUACUCCUGAACACUUUUAAUACCAACACACACACACUCACACAUACACAUACAUACAUAAACACACACGCACGCACACACACAGAAGACACAGACAAUGCAUGUGCCAUCUUAUAAUGCAUUCAUUCAUCAGUUUCACUACAUUUGCACACACACACACACACACACACACACACACACACACACACACACACACACACACACACGCCGUGCCUUCCUUUGUGAACUACACAACGCUGCGACCUGCAGACUCGACCUGAGUUCCAGGUGAACCCCCUCUGUCUCUCUCUCUCUCUGUCUCUGUCUCUCUCUGUCUCGCAGCAGCAGCAGCAGCAGCAGCUGGAGCAGUGAGGUGCCACCGCCUCAAUGCAAUGAUAAUUAUACUCUAACACGAAGCGACCGAAAGGAGGAGGCAAAUCUCACGCAGUCUAAUAAAUAACUCGUGGCAUGUAGAGCCGAGUUAUAAUGAAUGUUUUUUUUUUGCCACUUGUGCAGCCUCCCUCGUUGGUGUCUGUCGCUGUGCCAGUGUACAGUGUGCAUGCACAAGACGAUGUUGAGCUAUGUCAUGGCAAACGAUUCUAAAAACAAUAAAAGGAGGGGGAAACCGAAAGGUAUUACCAACUUUGUCCUUCCCCUGGUAUAGUAGCUGCGAAUGAGAAGGGAGGGAGAGAGACACUGCGGAUGAGAGAAGGGAGAUUAUGGCACUUUUAAUAGAAGUGAGAGACCAUAACGUUGAUUUAAAUAUUAUCCAGGUGACCACAGUAAGUCAAGGUCAUAAAAUUCUAAUGUCAGGUUCGCCCUGGAAAGCGUUGGGGGUGGAUUUUAUGAUCUGCAAAUAUAAUGUGCUGCAGCAGUAAAGAUGCGUUUAAAGGUGUGUGUGGAGGAGGGCUAAUCCACACAGCAGAGACUGCAAUGUGCAGGAUCCAGCCGAGGCGCUGGGUGCUGGCAGGGAGCAGCCUUGCCUUCCGAAACCGGGAUAAUGGGAGCUUCGCGGAAGCAGGAGAUGGGAAAGAUGCUGGAUAAAAAAAAAAAAAGAAGAAGAAGAAGAAGAGGAAAAAAAGAGAAAGCUGGACUGCGAAAGCGACUGCUGCUGGAACAAUAAUAACAACAAGGCAUCACGGCGAAACACGUGGAUAACUAAAACGCACCCGGGAAAGCGUCAGCGGGAGGCAUGUGAAGAGGGAUCUUCGGGACAGUCGCCGCCUCUACCAGCCGCUCGCCUGCGUUUAUCCCUCCCGGAGGCAAUAAAAGCCGCGACUGCACGGGGAAUGGGAGAAAAAAGGAGCAAAGCCAAGAAAAAAAAAAAAAAAAAGACUUUUCCUCCCACCGGGUCCCACUGCCUUCAUGAGCGCCCUAUCACCGGGGACGUGAAGACCGCCUGACGAGGAGGAGAUGUGCGCUGUGUUGAUAUUUCCAACUCGCCAUCGUGACCCCUCAGCUGCUGUGUUGGACCCAAAACUACGGACAGCCUGCAGGGGCCAGUCCUCGGGUCAGGAUGAGUGUGGCCGUGGAUUUAUCAGUAAAGAAACGCAGGCUGAUCAUUGAAAUGUUGUCUGAAGAAAAAUCGCAGAAGCUUCUUCGGGCGCCCCAAGUUGCCGGCGGAUUACUUUGCAACUCCAGAGCUCUGUCAUUGGAGGAGGACCGCACGUGACCACGGCACCCUUCUGUUCCAGGUUGAACCCAGGUGAACAGUUUCAGAGCCCACUGGAGCCUCUGGUUCACUGCCAUGCCAAGGGCAAGCUGGACAUCAAGAGCAGGAGCUGCAGUCUACUCACCAUCUGCCGCUCAGGAGUAAUGUUUCCCUGG